This is a messenger RNA of Hevea brasiliensis (rubber tree), 1127 nucleotides long. Its product is annotated as ras-related protein RABH1b. Bases 186 to 812 code for a protein of 208 amino acids. Lineage: Eukaryota; Viridiplantae; Streptophyta; Magnoliopsida; Malpighiales; Euphorbiaceae. The record is from RefSeq and is a predicted model, not a curated record. Gene Ontology annotation, molecular function: GTP binding; GTPase activity. The transcript has 6 exons.
UUUUACUUAAAAAUAAAAAAGAGUAAUGUGAAGGCGAGACUCGUCGAGCUGUCAAGCCAAAAACCAAAAAUCUUAGCUCUCUCCUCCUCCUUGAAGUUGAAGCCAACAGGAUCAAACCAAUCUGAAUUGAAAUCGUUUCUACAUAGAUAUCGAGAUUGAUUGGUUGAUUGGAGAGAUUCGGAGAAAUGGCACCUGUUUCAGCUCUGGCAAAAUAUAAGCUUGUAUUCUUGGGGGACCAAUCAGUGGGCAAAACAAGCAUCAUCACUCGCUUCAUGUAUGAUAAAUUCGAUAACACUUACCAGGCUACAAUUGGCAUUGAUUUUCUAUCAAAAACCAUGUACCUUGAAGAUCGAACUGUUCGCUUGCAGUUGUGGGAUACAGCUGGACAGGAAAGAUUCAGAAGUCUCAUACCAAGCUACAUUAGGGAUUCCUCAGUUGCUGUCAUUGUGUAUGACGUUGCAAGUCGGCAAACUUUCCUGAACACAUCAAAAUGGAUUGAAGAGGUUCGCACUGAGAGAGGCAGUGAUGUGAUCAUUGUUCUUGUUGGAAACAAAACUGACCUUGUUGAUAAAAGGCAAGUCUCUAUAGAAGAAGGAGAAGCAAAGGCUCGUGAUCUUAAUGUCAUGUUUAUAGAAACUAGUGCAAAAGCUGGUUUUAAUAUUAAGCCAUUGUUCCGGAAAAUUGCCGCUGCCUUACCAGGCAUGGAAACACUUUCUUCAACUAAGCAAGAAGACAUGGUUGAUGUGAAUCUGAAGUCCAGCAGUGGAAACGCAUCACAGUCUCAGGCUCAGUCAGGUGGAUGUGCCUGUUGAUGCCUGGAAAUUUUGCCACGCCAAUUCUCUGAUUUUGUUGCUAUCACAAUCAGAUGGGAUAUGUAAAUGUUUAGUUUAGUUCGCUUUUCCCUUGGUUCUCUUCCUGUUUGCUUAAGAUUUUGGGAUAAAAAAUGGCUGAAGAGCAAGGAGUAGAAAUUGAUUCUUGUGUUUCAUUGGUUGGUCAUAGUUUCUGAGACGUGCGAUUGAAUGAACUCACCAACUCUGAUAGGUGUCCUUCCUUGUUUUACUAUUAUAAACUGAGUAAUAAUUACUGGUUUAUAUGAUUUAUUUCAAAUCAAAUGGCUUAGUAACUUA